Messenger RNA from Camponotus floridanus (Florida carpenter ant), 582 nucleotides. It is a transcript of the gene Dim1, whose product is annotated as thioredoxin-like protein 4A. NCBI's taxonomy places the organism in Eukaryota, Metazoa, Arthropoda, Insecta, Hymenoptera, Formicidae. The coding region runs from base 128 to 556 and encodes 142 amino acids. Gene Ontology annotation, biological process: mRNA splicing, via spliceosome. Gene Ontology annotation, cellular component: U5 snRNP; U4/U6 x U5 tri-snRNP complex; spliceosomal complex. The transcript is spliced from 3 exons. The record is from RefSeq and is a predicted model, not a curated record.
AUGUGACUUUCAUUACAUUAAUAUAAGCAGAGAGAAAACUCUCUGAUAUGAGAGCGUAAUCAUACCGGGUAGUGUCAAUAUUGUUGUUAAUCUGAUAUUGUCAAUCUGAUUUUACAAAUAUAUCAAAAUGUCUUACAUGCUAUCGCAUUUGGAAAAUGGCUAUCAAGUUGAUCAAGCCAUUCUAUCAGAAGAAGAUAGAGUUGUGGUUAUUCGCUUCGGACAUGAUUGGGAUCCGAUGUGUAUGAAAAUGGAUGAAGUGCUCUAUAAUAUUGCAGAGAAAGUUAAGAACUUUGCCGUUAUUUACUUGGUCGACAUUACGAAAGUACCAGAUUUUAAUAAAAUGUACGAACUUUACGACCCAUGUACAGUAAUGUUUUUCUUCAGGAACAAACAUAUUAUGAUAGAUUUAGGCACUGGAAACAAUAAUAAAAUAAAUUGGACAUUAGAAGAUAAACAAGAAAUGAUUGAUAUUAUUGAGACUGUUUAUCGAGGUGCUAGAAAAGGUCGAGGUUUAGUAGUUUCACCUAAAGAUUAUUCUACUAAGUAUCGAUAUUAAUUUAUUUAGGAAAUACAUUAAUAUUA